This is a messenger RNA of Prunus avium (sweet cherry), 2581 nucleotides long. RefSeq lists its product as uncharacterized. The record is from RefSeq and is a predicted model, not a curated record. Lineage: Eukaryota; Viridiplantae; Streptophyta; Magnoliopsida; Rosales; Rosaceae.
AUGGCCAAAGGCCUUGGACUUGUGUCGCUGUGUUUGUUAUUGCAGGACAUUGUCAUACGCAACCCUGACUAUGUAUUUACUGUAUCAUCACAAGCUAUUGCUAGUGCUUCACCAGAUAUUCUAGCUUACCUUGAAAAUAUAUUGGACCUAAGGUCAUCUGAACCAUGGAGUUACCGUCGUCUCCCAACUCCUACAGCUACUUUUCCUGCUACUAUUUAUAGUGAAGAGGACGAUAGUGAGAAUGAGGUUCAAAGGACACGUGACGGCCAUACAAAGCAAUCCACAUCGAAAAAUGAAAUACACCAAAGACCGGAUUCCUUUCUACAGCCCAAAGAUGAUCCAAAUCAUGAUAUCGGCAAGCAAGUUCGAGCCUUGCGGAACAAGUUGCAGCAGAUUGAGAUGCUUGAAGCAAAACAGUCUAGUGGGCAACUUCUUGAUGACCAGCAAAUUACAAAGCUUCAGAUGAGACUAGCUCUUGAAAGCGAGCUUGCUGAGCUUGGUGUUCCAGUUGAGACAUCACAAUUGAAGGCAUCAUCUUCAGUUCAGCCAGAUGGAAAAGGGAACAAAAGGGUUGAGCUAUCAAAAAAACAGAGGAGAAAGAACAAACAGAUGGCCACACCAGUGGAUAUAGGGUCUUCUUUUCCAGGAGAUGAAGUAGAACCGAAACACACAAAGGAUUUCUUGAGUAUUGAAAUCUCUCAAACCACAAAAAAUAUGGCGAGCUUGUUAAAUUCCAAAAUUCGUUUUAUUAUCAGGAGGAAGAUGCCAUGAGUGAAGGGAUUAUGACAAACCAAACCACUAAGGAGUCAGCUUUGUGUGUUCAGAAGGACAAUUUAAACCUAACCAAGAAUAAAUGUUCAUCACCAAUAACUUCCAAGAAGAAGAAUAAAAAGGGUGGGCUUUCUAUGUUCUUGAGUGGCGCUCUUGAUGAUGACCCCAAAUACAUUGCACCACCCCCACCUUCUCCAAAAAGUGAAGGCCCUGCAUGGGGUGGGGCCAAAAUCCCUAAAGGAUUUGCAUCUCUUCGUGCGAUUCAGGAUGAGCAAAGCAAAACCAAGGACAGUCAGUCAACCAGAAACAGAGGUCAUGCAGAAGAUCCUUUCAAUGCUAGAAGUGAUGGGAAGAUUCUACUGAGUUCGUUUUUGCCUUCCAAGGCAAUACCAGUGGUCUCGAUACCAGUGGUUGCAACCCAUACUUCAGUGGCAUCUGAUGGAGAAAGAGGUACACCUCCCCUUCUUUCUCGCCCUUCUCUUAGGGACAUCCAAAUGCAGCAGGGAAAACAUCAUAGUCUUUCCCACAGUUUCGUUGCUCCUCUGCUUGGCUUCUCCGGUAGAUCUAUCCUGGAUCUAGUUUAUCCGGGGAUUGUUUUGGUGAUUCGGUGGCUUGGGUGUCUUUCCCCUGCGGCCGCCGCUUUGGCUUUGUUCUCUUGGGCAUUUGGUGUCCCCAUUUUGCUGGUUCCGAUGCUCUCUCCUUGGAUGAGAGCGGGUGACGUCGUUCAAGCAUACCCUGCUUGUAUCGUAGGCUUCAUGCCUCCUAUCUGCUCAGAUCCCUCACAUCUCCACCAAUCCAUCCUUCACAGAGCUGUCCUUUGGCCAUCGUCACUUCGGUUGCUGGGUUUCCCUUGGUGCUUCGGUCUUUCGAACCGACUUCAUCACCCGGAUUCUCUGGCUAACCCUAAACGCGAGCUCUCGCGUCCCCCUCGGAAGGUGUGUAGAGCCGCGACAACGCUCCGACUCUGGUGCCUGCACCACCUCCUUCCUGUUACUUGGUUACAUUUCCUUUGCCUUUGGACUGCUCUGAGAGUUACUGGUUUUUGUGGUAGAUCUGUGAUGUGGGUCUGUACUUUAUGUAAAUUUUCUUGUUUCAACUUGUUGUUGCUACCACAUGUUAUGUGUGGGUUUUGUUUUACUGCUGGCCUUAUGCCCGUUUAAUUUUCAUCCGGUGGGUUAUGAUCUUCAUGCUAUGCCUGUGUUGGGUUUUAGUUAGAUCUGGUCCUGCUUUUGUUCUGUUGCCUUUGUUGUGCUCCUCGCCCUUUGUGGGUUUUCAAUGAAUUGCCUUUCGACAAAAAAAAAAGACUAAAACGGCUGGAUUCUCAGUCACUAAUGGUCAGGGUUCACCAUUGGAUGCCCCUGGAGUGAACCGCUGGUUCAAACCAGAGGUGGAUACACCCUCAUCGAUUCGAUCAAUUCAGAUUGAGGAAAAGGCUAUGAAGGACCUUAGGCGCUUCUACAGCAGCGCAAGGAUUGUGAGGAACCCAUCUUAAAUUAGGUAGAAAUAGAGGCACCUCCUGUUCGUUUAUUUCAGUUUACAUUUUGGGUUAAAUACACUGCUGUACAGUGAACUGUAUAGAAUUAGCUCAGCGGAUUCUUUUUAUAUCCUUCAUAUCCAUAAAGUAGCAUAAGUUUAUCUCAAACUCCUUUUUGGGAUUUUGUUUCCUUUAAUUUUUUUAGAUCUUUGGUGACCAGUUUCUAGGUUAGGGCAUGGCCAUUUGAAAUGUGAUAUUUUAAAUUUAGGGAUUGUAAGUUAUGUUGUAUAAUGUCAAUAAAUCAAUGAAAGUUUCUGUUUUCCAACUGGAAAAAAA